Molecule: messenger RNA, 147 nt
Organism: Pelecanus crispus (Dalmatian pelican)
Lineage: Eukaryota; Metazoa; Chordata; Aves; Pelecaniformes; Pelecanidae
Source: RefSeq, a predicted model, not a curated record
UCACCCUCGGCCUCACCAUCAGCCUCAGCAUCAUCCUCCUCACCUUCGGCCUCGCCAUCAGCUAGAGCCACUGCCGCCUCCUCCUUGGCAGCAUCGGCCUCGUCUCCCUCCCCUUCAUCUUCCUCCUCUUCCCCUUCACCUGCUUCU